Suillus clintonianus is the source of this 879-nucleotide messenger RNA. Its product is annotated as periplasmic binding protein-like II. The transcript is spliced from 10 exons. The record is from RefSeq and is a predicted model, not a curated record. NCBI's taxonomy places the organism in Eukaryota, Fungi, Basidiomycota, Agaricomycetes, Boletales, Suillaceae. The coding region runs from base 1 to 879 and encodes 292 amino acids.
AUGGUUCUAAGGAUUGGAUAUGUCCGAGAACAUUUUUGUUCUCCCCUGCUGCAAUUCGAGGCAGAAGACAAAGGCUCAAUGUUUACUCUCGUCGAGUGCCCCAGCGGCACAGGCCAGCUGAUUUCCCGACUCACGAAUGACGAGAUCGAUAUCGCAAUAGCGCUCACCGAUCCCUUGAUCGCAGGGAUUGCAAAGGGCUCAGAAGCGUACAAGCUCGUAGGGAGCUACGUUACGUCACCUCUCCGCUGGGCGGUCAUCACGGGCAACAAACCCUCAACAUACAAUCAAAUCUCCGACCUCCAAGGCAGCACGAUCGGAAUCUCAAGAAACGGCAGCGGGAGUCAGACGAUGGCGUACGUCAUGGCGCUGCAGCAGCGCUGGGCAACGAGUGAGCUCAAAUUCCAAGUCAAUAACGAUAUCCGCGGCCUCAUCGAUUCCGUGAAUGACGGGACGACGAGCGCAUUCAUGUGGGAAUGGUUCACCACGAAGCCUUUUGCAGACGCGGGUGAAUGCCGCUUCAUCGGCCAAGUCCCAACGCCAUGGCCCUCCUGGCUUAUCGCAGCGCACCCGACACGUGCAGAACCAGCCGCCGUACGCACCUUCCUCAACAAUCUCUCGCGCCACGUUCGUGCAUUUGCCUCUGCAGAGGCUCGUGCGGGCCCGAGCGUGAAGUUUGUAAUGGAGACGUUUGGCUAUCCUGAAACGGACGUGAAGGAGUGGCUUGAUGCUGUGGAGUAUCCUGAAGACUGCGCAACGAUACCGUGGAACGUCAUCGUCGACACGUUGGGAGUCCUCCAACAAGCGGGCGCGGUGGCCUCACCCGAAGGAGAUGUCAAGCGGGACCGAUUUUUGAAUCUGGACGUCGUAAAGCUCGUUUGA